Gasterosteus aculeatus aculeatus (three-spined stickleback) is the source of this 2472-nucleotide messenger RNA. RefSeq names its product solute carrier family 16 member 13 (gene slc16a13). The record is from RefSeq and is a predicted model, not a curated record. Lineage: Eukaryota; Metazoa; Chordata; Actinopteri; Perciformes; Gasterosteidae. Gene Ontology annotation, biological process: monocarboxylic acid transport; transmembrane transport. Gene Ontology annotation, molecular function: monocarboxylic acid transmembrane transporter activity.
CGGAGGUUUUCAGGACGUUUCACUAAACGUCACCGUUACGUCACUCGUAGCAGUGGCGUCGUUUUAGCGCCGCUCGGGUGACGUGAGCGUUGCGUGUGGUGGCAGCGCGCAAUACGUUCCAGCUUGGCUUCAUACCGAACUAAUUAACUAAAUUGUUGACUUAAAUGUCACCUGAUCCGCGUGCGAAACCCUUCACUGAGCUGCAGCUUUCGCUUCACCCUAAUCUGGUGUACUUCGUUUGAGUCUACAUCACUGCAUGUAGAUUUAAGAGCGUGCAAAUUCUUGUAAUUCCUGCAAAGGCGACGUGUUUGGAGAGGAUCUGGGUUGUGCGACUUGUUGCUUUGGCCCAACUCCCCGAAUUAAGCAGCAGAAGGAGAAAACCCUGCUGACAAACAGCACACUCGUCUUAUCUAAAUCAUUUACCCCAGGUGGACUCGGGUCCGGUUGUAGAAGAAGGAUCAUCGGUGGGAACCAGAGGCACCUGAAGCGAGAGCGAUCACUUCGCACUUCCCUACAGGACAUGACCAACGUGGAGCCCAGAGCGGAGGGACGGCGCCCGGAGGAAGAGGAGGAUGAGGACGAGACCCCGGAAGGGGGCUGGGGAUGGGUGCUGGUCGGCGCCCUGUUCGUCAGCACCAGCCUCGUGUUCGGCCUCAUGCGCAGCCUGGGCGUCUUCUUCGUGGAGUUUGUCCAGUACUUCGAGGAGAGCGCCCAGGCCAUCUCGUGGAUCUCGUCCACGGGCCUGGCGGCACAGCAGUUCUUCAGUCCGCUCGGCGCGGCCCUCUGCAACGCGUACGAUGCCCGGGUGGUGGUGAUGGCGGGGGGCUGCCUCGCUGGCCUCGGCCUCGUACUCGCCUCGCAGGCCACGUGUCUGGUUCACCUCUACCUCACCAUGGGCGUCAUCUCCGGUCUGGGCUGGGGGCUGGUCUUCACCCCCAUGGUGGCCACGGUCAUGGCUCACUUCACCCGCCGACGCACCCUGGUGCUGGGCGUGGGCUUCUCCAGCAUCGGCCUGUCCUCCUUCGCUUUCAACCCGCUCUUCCAGCUGCUGGUGGAGACGUACGCCUGGCGGGGGGCCCUCCUGAUCCUCGGGGCCCUCAGCCUCAACAUCGUGCCCUGCGGGGCCCUCAUCCGCCCGCGGCGGCGGCGGCGGCGGCCCGAAGCCGCGGCGAAGGCGGAUCCACAGCGAGGGCCUCCGCUCGCCGCGGCGCUGCGGCGGGUCGCCUCCUACCUGGAGCUGCCGGUGCUGCUGGAGCGGCCGUACGUCACCUACGCGCUGGCCGUCACGCUCCUCAACGUCGGCUACUUCGUGCCUUACUUCCACCUGGUGGCCCACAGCCGCCAGGCCGGCUUCUCCGAGUACCAGGCCGCCUUCGUCAUGUCGGCCGCCGGCGCCUCGGACAUUUUGGGCCGCGUGGCGUCGGGCUGGUUCUCGGACCUGGGUCACUUCCGGCCGGUUCACCUGCUGACCCUGUGGACGGCGCUGGCGGGGGCGUUCAUCAUGCUGCUGCCCGUGAGCUCCCUGUCCGGCUCCUACGCGGCGCUGAUGGCGACCGGCCUCUUGUACGGCUUCUGCUCCGGGGCGCUGACCUCGCUGGUGUUCGCAGUGGUGCCGAUGAUCGUGGGCGUGCCGCGCAUGAUGGGGGCCCUCGGGCUGCUGCAGCUCAUCGAGAGCGGCGCCGGGCUGCUGGGGACGCCUCUGUCAGGGUUGCUCAAGGACGUCACGGGCGACUACUUGGCCUCCUUCGUGGUAUCGGGCGCUUUCCUCAUCCUCGGCUCUUUGACGUUGACCACGCUGCCUCGCUACUUCUCCCGCAAAGAGCCGCCGGCGCCUCCUCACGGGCUCCAUCACAAAGAUCAGGGUUUGCACCCGGAGGCCGAGCGGAUGCACGGCUCGCCUUCCGACGCCGAUCGCAGGGGAGUCGGGGAAGGAUCCGGUAAUCCGAAAGAGUGUGUAGCUUAAAGCGCCGGGAGAGCCCCGUUGACGCCCCUUCAGGGCAGCGAUGGCGCCGACCUGAACGCGCCGCCGGGGUUGAGACCUCACACAUUCAGAGCCAAAGACGAAAGGAACUCGCUAUGAAAAACUGACACUUUGUUUGUGCAUCUCCAAGUAACUUUCAAGUACAUCCUGCACAUGACAAGAUUACUUGUAAGGAAGCCUCUCUGCAGCGCUGAGCCUCAGGUAAUGAAACUGGACUCGUCACUAGCGAAUGUGUUUAAUGACAGCGCAACGCCGAGAGCGAAUGAGUACCAGCAGUCUUCCGCCUCAGGACUUUGGCCAUCAGUCCAUGUAUUAUGUCAAGAACACACAAGACUGCCCACAAGCCUUUCCUGCAUAAGCACUUUGCACUUUUUGUAAAACAAACUGUGUUCGUAGGGGAGAUAUUUAGCUUUAAGUGCAGGUUUGCAGGACAGCGAACAAAGGAUGACUGGGUAAAAAAAUAAAUGCAAAAGCCGUGUGAAUUAAGUCAA